GUUUGCCAAGGGGAGGGGAUGAAAGAGUUCCCAUGUUUCGUUUUGUCGCCUCUAAUCUUUCCUCCAACCAGCAGCAAGAGGCCGUUUUAAAAGGCGUUUCCAUCCCUGUAUUUACUUGAAAAACAAUGAACGCUUUUGAUAGAAGAGAAAUUUGAAGACAUGCAGGCGGGACAACUGAAUGCCCACUCAUAUAACACAACAUAAUUUAACGCUGUCAAAAUGUAUUUAUUUCUCUUUCGUUGUCAUGACGAAAAAAAUCACGUAACUAAUUUGGACGGGAUAUAGCUGCACGUGCAAUUCAAAAAACGGAAAGGUUUUUUUUUCUUUUUCUGAAAUGUUAAGAUAUUUUUGUUUGGAAACACUGGAUUACCGACAGUCGUAAACUGUAUUGCCAAGCAACGGAGGUUGAUGCUAGUAAUUGCCGUCAGGCAUUUGUAGUUGCGUGGUCACUAGGAGUCCUAUAAUAUACGCAGGCUAGUUAGAUCGAUUGAGCACUAGUCUAUUUACAGGGGCUACUCUCACUCUCGCUACUCAAUCGGUUUCGACACACUUGAUACCUGGUUUGAAUUGAUCGUUGUUAUAGCUCAUGUUAAGCUGACCUACCUGAAAAGUGGGACCAUUUGUCUGUUGAACUGAAAGAAAUGGUGGGCAGACUAAAUUUGCCGAAUGUGUGUGACGACGAUCCACUGGAUAUGAGCUGCAAAGCUGAACGGGCACUUGACAGCCCGGACUCCGGACUACCUCCAAGCCCCAGUCCUAGCGCUUGGCUAUUGUCCCCGUGUGGCGAUAAAGGAGCAAUAAGUCCCGUUUCUGAAGACGAGGGCAAAGGGUCAGGGUUGGUUCCAGUUUUACCAAUUGGAUCUGUUCCCCAGCUGCACCCGUUGUCUUACGGAGAGGGAAUAGAACUGGAUCCACUACCGCCCAAGGAAAUACGAUACACCUCAUCUGUGCGCUACGACUCUGAGCGCCACUUCAUCCAUGAUAUAGCCCUCCAGCCACGAGGCCUGGGUCUGGAGCACUGCAGCCAGACUGUCAUCACCCUGCCCCACAGCACCUGGAGACACUACAAGACCCAACUGGAGUUCCAGCCUCGCCAACGAGCCCAGCGCUUUCAGAGCACCACUAUUGUGUACCCAAAACAUGCCCGUGCAGUCUACACCACAGAGCUAAGCUUCGACAGCCGCCGGCUAUCCAAACGCUUCCUCUCCAGUGUGGAGCUAGAGGCUGUUGAUCGCAGCAGGAUACCCCAGUGAGAGUAGAAGGAAGCUGGGUAACAACCUGUUGGAGGGCUCCUUUAUUUGUUGCAAUGGACUAGUGUGAACGAUUUGUUUUUAAACUAGACAUUGAACUUGGGACUAUGAACGUAAUAGAUGAUGUCAACAAAAGCAUUUUGAUCAAGAAGUAAAAGGCUGUUUGGAAAGUGUCCUCUUUAACAUAGUUGUUUGCGACCAGUCCAAAACCUGCUGUUGGGGCUGAUGAAAAUACGAUUUUCCAAUUCAAGACUCAAAUAUAACAGCUGCGUUUCCAUGCAGGAUUUGUAGUUUUGAACGAAAGUGACUUUGGAUUUGUAGAAGCAAAGGGUGUUGUAAAGUUACUGUACUCAAUUGGGCCACAACAUGGCUUUCAGGUCACAGGGUAUGUGGGUGGGAAUUUUGCACAAAGUUAGCUCAAUGGAUUCUCUAGGCAUGGAGAGAGAAAGAUAAAUAUUCAUGUUAUCCUAACACUUCACUGUAAAUAUUGUUCUUAAUUUAGAAAACGUUUUAUCAUAGAUCAUGUAAAGUUGAGCAAAUUGCAGCUAGUUUCAUUUUUAUCUGUAUUCUGGGAGAGUGGGAAGUGCUUUUAAAUUAAUUUUUUAAUGGACUGAAGCCAUAAUGGAUCAUAAUUGCUCAGAUGGUUAUUUGAAGGUUUAAUAUCUGCUGAGACUGACUGGCUUUUUACUAACAUGUUAUCAAGCACUAUUCAAUUAGUAAAUUAUACUCUCCUGUUUGGCCAAUAAGUCUGAUAUGUCUCAAUUUCAUCUAUCACCUCAAUAUUUGUAGUGAUUCAAGGGUAUCCACACUCCUUGUCCUAAAGGGACAUACUUUGAAGACAGAGAGUGUUUGUGACACUUGUUUGCCUCAUCAAAGUUAAAUGAUGUGCCUGGAUUUAAAGCUGUAUGUUUUUAAAUGUGUUUAAAAUAAAAUAUAACAGUGUUGUCA
Molecule: messenger RNA, 2198 nt
Organism: Osmerus eperlanus (European smelt)
Lineage: Eukaryota; Metazoa; Chordata; Actinopteri; Osmeriformes; Osmeridae
Gene: rflnb
Product: refilin B
Exons: 3
Coding region: 642-1253 (203 amino acids)
Biological process (GO): actin filament bundle organization; skeletal system morphogenesis; negative regulation of chondrocyte development
Cellular component (GO): actin filament bundle
Molecular function (GO): filamin binding
Source: RefSeq, a predicted model, not a curated record